Messenger RNA from Hemicordylus capensis (graceful crag lizard), 4083 nucleotides. RefSeq lists its product as uncharacterized. The transcript has 3 exons. The record is from RefSeq and is a predicted model, not a curated record. Lineage: Eukaryota; Metazoa; Chordata; Lepidosauria; Squamata; Cordylidae. The coding region runs from base 979 to 3081 and encodes 700 amino acids.
UCAGAGGGCCCGGAUGUCUCGCGAGAGCCAGGUUCGGCCAACCAUAGGGGUGUGCGCUGUUUAUUGCUGGCGGUGAGAAGAGACAGGCGGGUGUUUGUGCGCGCGGUGGUUGAGCGGCGUGGGUGCGUCGCCGCGGAAAGCUGGUUUCCAGGCGCGCUUUUCCGACUGCCAAAGAAGGUACCUUCGUCAAAGAGAACGAACCGGCCUGUGGGAGUCCCUUAAGUCUCUGGAGCCGUUUUGUACGUUGGGCUGUCAGCUUGCACAGCUUCCAACAAAUCAAAGAAGCAGACAGAAGAAGCCCAACCAAUUGGAAGCGAGCAUUUAUUCUCAUCAUAAGGUUGGCUUUAGUUCCAUCUCCCAUCUGUUUCUCUCCAAACCAUGAAGCUGGAAGAAGGAUGCAGGGAGCUUUCUUCCUGGGUCUGGCAGCCGUGGGGGCAGACAGCUAAAGAGAGAAGGAGAAAUGCUUUUUGGUUUGAGAAGGGAAAAUUUUCAGUGAAAUGAACUGUCCAAGCAGACCAUAAAGAGGCCUGCUUUUUGUGAUCAAUUACAGUCGAGCCUGGCUCAGAGGGGAGCAUCUAGGGGGCUGAGAGAGCCGCAGCUGUUGAGCUCAUCAGAAAGUAGCCCAGGCAGCCCGUGAAUCUGGCAAACUGUGCGGAGGGGUGAGAUUGAUCUGCAUGGAUUUAGCCUCUGCAUAGAUGCUGAUCUUUGGCCCCAACUGAUCCUACACUAUUUGGUUGGUGUGAAAAAGACAAAGUCAUUUGAAAUAGCCUUUUAUCUAUGGCUCUCUUUUCUUAGGGUCAGAAAGAAAGCUUUGCAUAUGGUCCUGCUUAGUCCAUUGUUGCUGAGGGACACUGAAUGAGUCUGAAGUAGAUUGGCACAGGAAGAUGGAUCUUUCCUCUCCUCACUCCCGACAGUUCCCUUAAAUAUAUUGUAUUUAUUUCUGCAUUAGUCUUUCCAUAAGGAGCCAGGGUGUUGAAGAUGAACACUGUAGAAGAACUUCGAAAAACCUCUUUUGCCGGGCUUCCUUUGAAAGGCAAGCUACAGGUCAAAGAGAUGGGGCCAGAUCAGCCAUCUCUGAUGCUCCAGGAGUCUAUCAGUGAUGGAGGGGAAGUGUGCACAAGGAAGUUCUCCACUGACUGGUAUGCCAGAAAGGAAUGGCUAUGUGGAAGUGCUACCCAAAAUGCAUUGUUCUGUUUCCCCUGUUUGCUGUUUGGGGGUGACAAGGCAUGGACUGAGACAGGAAUGGGAGACUUAACAGAUCUUGCAGACAAGACCAAGAAACAUGAGGUAUCCAAGACUCACUUGGAGAAUUGUGUGAAGCUGUCAAUGUUGGAUCCAGCAACCAUGGCAGUGCAAGUGGAUGACCCCCUCAGUCUGUCUGUAAGAAAGCACAAUGGAGAAGUUGAGAACAACAGAGCCAUCCUUUCUAAAAUUAUUGACUGUAUACGGUUCUGUGGUGCUUUUGAAUUAGCACUUUGCGGUAAUUAUGAGACUGAGGAUUCAGAAAAUCUAGGAGUUCUCAAAGGCCUGGUUGAUUUUGUGGCAUCCAUUGAUUCAGUCAUGCAGUGUCACCUGCCAAGUGCCAUAAUGUUUGGCAGACCACUAAAGACAAUUCAGAAUGAACUGCUUGACUGCAUGUUGAUGGUGGCAAAGGACCAUAUUAAACAGCAGUUGAAAAUAACACCUUUUGUGGCAAUUCAAGUGGAUGAUACACGUGAUGUGUCCAGUGAUUGCCAAAAUGUACUUACUUUCCACUACAUCGAUAAAUAUGGCUCCCCAGUGGAACGAUUCUAUGGAUUCACAAAGCUGGAAGACUAUCGAACUGAGACCAUCACUGCAGUCUUACUCCAGCAAUUGAAUGAGGUGUUGCCAGAGGAGACUGACAGGCAGAAACUCAUUGCUCAGAGCUAUGAUGGGGCAAGUGUGAUGCGAGGGGAGAAUGGAGGAGUGCAGAAGAGGAUCCGUGAUGUCUUUCCUAAUGCCCACUGCAUUCACAGCUAUGCCCAUCAACUGCACUUGGUAAUGCAACAAGCAGCAUCCCAAAUCAAAGAAGUGAUGGUUUUCUUUGCAGGGCUUUCAGGGUUCCCGGAAUUCUUUAAUGGUAGUGCCAAAAGGAAUGAGAUUCUGGAGGAAGUUGUGAAGAGAAGACUCCCCGGAUCAUCUUGUACACGCUUUAACUUCAACGUUCAAACAGCAAGUGUGGUGUUCAAGAGGAGACUGGAACUUAUUGAAUGUUUGGAGGAAAUAAGAGCUUGGCCAUUUGACCGCAGUGCAGUCUUUCAGGCGCGUCUGUUGCUUCAACUGCUGGAAGAUGGUGAAUUCCUGUACUACUUGUCCCUGUUUCAUAGAAUAACGCCUCAUGUGGAUAUCCUUGGCAGUCAGCUCCAGGCAGCAGCCUUUGAUUCUGUAGCUGUGAGGAAAGCUAUCUUGGACUUUGUGAGUGCCAUCAGUUCUGUCAGAGACUCCAUUAGAGGCUUGUUUGCUGAGCUACCUCCACACUCUGAGCUGCCUAGUGGCCAAACGAAGGAGGCCCUGGAUCAAGUUGCAUCAGAAGCCUGUGACCUCAUCAUUGCACAUGCACAAGAACGUUUUGCAUUCACAGGUCAUCUAGCAAGUGCAACACUGGUGCAGGCAAGCUUGUUUCCAGCACACAACCAGACAUUUCCACAACAAGCACUUGAUGAGGCUGUGGAAACCUACACAGUGUUGGAGGAGGAGAGACUUAAGACUGAGCUUUCCAUUUUGUAUGCUAGGCGAGAUUUCUACCGUUGCAAGGAUGCUUCCACACUUCUGCGUGUGCUUUUGGGGAAUAAUCUGGAGAAAGCUCUGCAGCAAACCGUGACACUGCUGAGAAUCCUAGUCACCACUCCAAUGACAGCAAAAGCAGAGCAGACCUCCUCGGCUCUGCAGAAAAUAAAGACUUUUCUACAAAACACUGUGUCGGAGGAAAGGCUUGAUGCCUUGGCAAUGCUCUCAAUUGAGAAGGAGAUGAUUAAAGACAUUCCAGACUUCAAUCAUAGAACCAUAGAACUGUUUGCAAGACAGCCAGAGCAUCAGGCUGACUUCCUUUACAAAGAAUAAAUGCAUGCUGGCGAACAGAACGGCAGGGAAUAUUACAGAGAACGUUUCACCUACAGUCGGUGGUGCUACUGGCUAUUUAAUCCAGUGACAUAAAAGUAGCUCAAGAAAAAAUGUGAGCACAUUUUUACUCCAAUUGGGAACAUAUGUAAAAAUACUCUUUAACCAUCCAGAUUGCUAGUACUGGUCAGCAGUUGUUGAGGAUGGAUCCAUGUUAAGGGAUCUUGUAUAUGCAUUCAUUGUCAUGGCAGUUUCUACAUUCCUAAGGCAAAAUAGACAGGAUGCUGUGGUGCUAUAGCAACUAAAAUAGUGCCAUGGCAACAAAAAAGAUGCCAGUUAUUGACAAUUCUAAGAUGACUGUCAUGGCACAGUAGUAAUGCCCUUAACACUAUGGCAACCACAUUGAGGCAAAGGCUGGUAUUUUAGCAACAGUUCAUGCUCUAGGGCAGGGCUGCACAAUGUUGGCCCUCCCCUUGCUGGACUACAACUCCCAUCAUUCCUCAAUAUUCCCCACUGACAAACAGUGGGAGGGCCAAAAUUGUGCAGCCCAGCCCUAGUGAGAGAGAGCGACACCAAAGCUCUGGCAGAGGUGCUAUGGCAAUAACAGAGACUGCUUGACCUUGAGUAAAUCACCUUGUAUGUUAUAGGCACAAUCACACUGCCUGGUACCAUGGGAACACCACUAGCAACUUGUCAAGCAUUACACAGCUGCUUGUAUAUUAUAGAUUGAUGGCAUUGUUCUUUUAUUUUUAUAGCCUGCCCGUUCACAACAUUAGCACUGAACUGACACAGGUAGACCUUAAUACAAUUUGAAACAAGUAAUUUUGUUUAUUGAAUUUCAGUCUUGCUAUUUUGUGUGUAGACAUUAUUUGUUGCAGUGCUGCUGCACAUUCUGAUGGGCAGAACAGAACAUAUGCCAUGACAGAUGUUGUGUGACUCUCAGCCCCCCUAGCAUGGCCACCAUGCAGUCUUCAGUAAUAAACCUUUUAGCCUGUGUGAAGGGAA